Molecule: messenger RNA, 1572 nt
Organism: Oncorhynchus nerka (sockeye salmon)
Lineage: Eukaryota; Metazoa; Chordata; Actinopteri; Salmoniformes; Salmonidae
Exons: 4
Coding region: 1-1572 (523 amino acids)
Source: RefSeq, a predicted model, not a curated record
AUGGAUAAGUUGGUUAGGAGCCAUGCUCUGGUGAUGCGCAGUAGAUCGCUCAUCUGGGCUCAGGGGGAUGCGUCGGGGGGAUGCGUCGGCCACAACCCUCCAGUUGUGGAACAGUUGGGUCCGAUGGGCCAGGCUGCACCCGUAGUGGCUGAUUAUCUCCUAUUUGAGUCCGUCAUAGGUAUCCGCAUGUUCAUAAUUAAGGUCCCAAUACACCAUUCCCGGCGAGGAACGGGGCCAGCAGGCUUGCUCACUUUGGCCUUCGCCAUUCUUCCCGUAGUGCUGUCCAUUCAAAUGUGCAAAGAUACUAAUCUGACGGCCUGCCACACAGCGGCGCUGCCAGGUGACCCAGGAGUGGAACCUCAAGGCACACCCGACCAGACCACACCAGACCACACCACACCACACCACACCAUACCAGACCACACCAAACCAGACCACAUCAGACCACACCAGACCAAACCAUACCAGACCACACCACAUCAGACCACAGCAGACCACACCAUACCAGACCACACCAGACCAGACCACAUCAGACCAUACCAUACCAGACCACACCAGACCAUACCAGACCACACCAUACCAGACCACACCAAACCAGACCACAUCAGACCACACCGACCAGACCAGACCACACCACACCACACCAUACCAGACCACACCAAACCAGACCACAUCAGACCACACCCGACCAGACCACACCAGACCACACCAGACCACACCACACCACACCACACCAUACCAGACCACACCAAACCAGACCACAUCAGACCACACCCGACCAGACCACACCAGACCACCAGACCACCACACCACACCAUACCAGACCACACCAAACCAGACCACAUCAGACCACAUCAGACCAAACCAUACCAGACCACACCACAUCAGACCACAGCAGACCACACCAUACCAGACCACACCAGACCAGACCACAUAAGACCAUACCAUACCAGACCACACCAGACCAGACCACAUCAGACCAUACCAGACCACACCAUACCAGACCACACCAAACCAGACCACAUCAGACCACACCCGACCAGACCACACCACACCACACCACACCAUACCAGACCACACCAAACCAGACCACAUCAGACCACACCAGACCAAACCAUACCAGACCACACCACAUCAGACCACAGCAGACCACACCAUACCAGACCACACCAGACCAGACCACAUCAGACCAUACCAUACCAGACCACACCAGACCAGACCACAUCAGACCAUACCAGACCACACCAUACCAGACCACACCAAACCAGACCACAUCAGACCACACCCGACCAGACCACACCAGACCACACCACACCACACCACACCAUACCAGACCACACCAAACCAGACCACAUCAGACCACACCAGACCAAACCAUACCAGACCACACCACAUCAGACCACAACCACACCAGACCAGACCACAUCAGACUACACCAGACCACACCACAUCAGACCCCACCAGACCACACCCGACCAGGCCACACCAGACCAGACCACAUCAGACCACACCAUACUAGACCACCAGACCACACCACACCAGACCAGACAACAUCAGACCACACCAUACUAG